This is a messenger RNA of Paramecium sonneborni, 1755 nucleotides long. The record is from the annotation of a GenBank genome assembly. Lineage: Eukaryota; Ciliophora; Oligohymenophorea; Peniculida; Parameciidae.
AUGUAAAGAAGACUCUCAAAUAUUGACCGAAUAAAAUUAUAAUUCAAACUUAACCUAUAAGUCAAAGAAUUACUAUAGAAAGGUGAAAUAGAUAUAGAUAAUCCUACUCACUUUGAAGUAAAAUUAUUUUAUAGAAUAGGUCAUUUUAGGUAUAUUAUCUAAGGAAUAAAAGUAAAGAAACUUAAAUGAAUUAAGCAUAUUAUCAUAAGCAUUUUCAUCUAUAAAAUAUUUUGCUGAAAUGUAAAAAACUACAAGUGAAGAGGAAAUGCUAAAUCUUUACAGAGAAUUACAAUAUAUUAAUGUACCAGCUCGUCGAACACUUUUUCGUUUCGGAGCAAUUGGAAAAAAUUUUUAUAUAAUUUUGAGAGGAAGUGUAUGGGUAAUCUUAUUCUUUUAAGAUAAAAGGUAUUGGUUGCAAAAAGUGGUUUAGGAGAUGAAAAGAUAGAAGGUAUUGAAAAAAAGGGAGAUAAAAAAAAUGAUAAAAAAAAGAAAGCUGAGAAAGAAUAUGAUGAAGGUGAAGAAUCUGUAUGAUAAAUUUGAUUAUAAUAGGAUGAGGAUGAAUUUUCAGAUUUAGAUGAAGAGAAAAUGCUUGAAAAUAAAUAUCCUAAUAUGAUGAAAGUUGGAAAGAUUGAAUAAGGAGGAAGUUUUGGAGAAAUAGCUUUAACAAAUUGUCUUCCAAGAUAAGCAACUAUAGUAUGUGCAGAAAAUUGUUAAUUUAUUAAAUUAUCAAGAGAAGCCUUUCAUACAUUUUUAUGUAACAUAUAUAUUUUCAAUUCAUUUAGCUGAAUAUUAUAUAAGAAUCUAAAAUAAAAAUUUUGAAUUUUUGAAAUCAAUCAAUAUAUUUACUGAUUGGAAUGAUACUGAUAUAAGUGUUAUUCAAUAUCAUUUUCAACCAAUUGAAUAUACUAUGAAUAAUGUUAUUUAUAAAGAAGGAGAAUAAAUUAAAGGAGUUUAUUUUAUUGUUUCUGGGAUGGUUGAAUUAUAAUAAAAGAGUAGAGAUAUAGAAAAUAUAUAAUAAUCUAAAUAAAUUAAUAAAUAAUCAAUAGUUAUCAACAGAUAUAGUAAAGGUUAAUUAUUUGGAUAUAUGGAAAUCUUAAAAAAUUAAUCUUAAAGAGAAACCAAAAUCAUUUGUUUGACUGAAAAAGUUCAAACUUUAUUUUUGCAAGCAGAUGUAAAUCUAAUUAUUCAAUGUAGAGAUUUAAAUUAUAUUGUUGUAGAGGAGAUUCAUUAAAAACUCUAUAGCAAAUGAUGAAAAAGCUUGAAUAUAUAAUUAUUAAAGCCAAUCAAAUAUAUGGAGAAACAUAAAGAUAAUCUAAAUAAUCAUUAUCUUUAAAUCUUGUUGAAAAUGAUGCCUUAUAACGUAUGAAGACUGAAAAUCAACCUGUUUGUAAGACUAAUAGAAGUCGUAUUGUUAAAAGAUCUUUAGAUAUUUUAGCUGGUGUUUCUCAUUAAUCUUCUAAAAUUUAAAGCUAUUAUGAAAGUGUUUCUUCUUUUUUAAAAGAACCAUAAGUUACUUUAAAUUUAAAAAAUCCUCUUAUUCAUAUUGAACCUAGUAAAAGAUUGAAAAUGCAAUAAUUGUAAUUCUAAUUAUAAUAUUGUCCUCAUCCUCCUCCUCUUACUUGCAGAAUUCCUCAAUUUUCUAAUGGGGAUUCAAAAUAAGUUUUACUUAGGCAACUUAAAUUACCUAGUAUAUUUAAAUAGUAAUCGGAACUAGAUGAUCGUAUAUCUAUUCGAUAAUUAGAUCCUAUUAUUUGA